CUUUGCACUGGAAAGAAAGAACAGAUAGACGAGCCACGCAAUCUUUCGUUCUGCCCCCAAAAUUUUCAGAAACACCACUCUGUUGUGGCUCCUUCAAAUCUUAUUUCCUGACCAAUGGUGAAGAGCUGAUGCACUCUGAUAGAGAUAAAGUCUUAGUGUGUGAAAUGAGUAUAUAUGAAUUAAUACUGAUUCAAGAUUUUAAACUAUUCUUCUGUAUAAAUGCUUAUUUGUGACAUUUUCCUUUUGUAAUAUUCUAGGUUUUUUGAAAUAUAUUCUUUCUUAAAAAGAGACCAAAACAUGUCAAAAAAUCCUGCCCUGGAAACAUCAUAAAUACUACAGUUUGAAGAACUCUCCACUCAGAACAUAUAGCAGAUUUUCAUAUAUCUUAGGAACGUUUCCUUAAGGACAGCAGGUUGUUAACUAUGUCUCUGGCUGGUCCAGCAGAAACAGACAUAGCCGGGCACCUCCCCAGUGUGGCAUUAGGACCCAGUAGGAUGGCCGCAGAGAGUGAGAGCAGCCUGGGUGCAGGUGACUGUCCCAGGGGCAGUUCCAGGUGUGCCUCCGACAGGAGUGUUGACUAUAGCAGAUCUCAGUGUUCCUGUAGAAGUUUAAGUUCCUGCUGUGAUUACUCAGAAGACUUUCUCUCUGAAUGUUCGGAAACUGCUCUUAAUAGAAAUUAUUUAGAGAAGCCUGCGAUAAAAGAAACGGACAAGAAGAAACAGUAUGUUUCUAAAAUCUCCCAAUCUAAAGGCAAGAAGGAAAUCUCAAUUGAAAAAAAGCACAACUGGAAUGCACCACUUUUAAGUUCGCAAAACAAUACGAUUACCCAAAGAAGAGAUGCUAUGACUCAUCGCAUACUCUCAGCAAGGCUUCAUAAGAUUAAGGAGCUAAAAAACGAACUAGGUGAUACACAUCGUAAAUUGGAAGCCACGGUCAUAGAAAACCAAUUUUUGAAACACCUUCAGCUUAGGCACUUGAAAGCUAUAGGGAAGUAUGAGAAUUCACAAAAUAAUCUACCUCAAAUUAUGGCAAAACAUCAGAGCGAAGUCAAAAAUUUGAGGCAGCUACUUAGGAAGUCCCAGGAAAAGGAAAGAAGUGCAUCUAGGAAACUUCGAGAAGCUGAUAGUGAGCUGCUGAAGACUAAAGAUGCCUUACAGGCACUGCAGAAGCUUUCCGAAGACAAAAAUCUUGCAGAGAGGGAGGAACUUACUCAAAGAUUGUCGGUUCUUACAACAAAAAUGGAGGCAAAUGACAAAAAAAUACAGAGCUUGGAGAAACAAUUGAGGUUGAACAAUAGAGCCUUUAAUCGACAGCUGGCCAAUGAGAAUGGGAAGAUGUUAGCAGCUCAAGCAGCUACAAAGACUCUGCAAAUGGAAAUAAAACACCUUCAACAAAAACUUAAGGAAAAGGACCGAGAGCUCGAAAUUAGAAAUAUCUAUACUAGUCGGAUACUUAAAAAUUUACAUGACAAAGAUUAUCCAAAAGUUUCUUCAACAAAAUCUGUACAAGCAGACAGAGGUUUUCCAUUGACAAGUAUGAAACACCAGGAAACCCAAAAAUCAGAAGAUGCUCCAUCUUUGACGGCUAAGGGGAAGAAGACAACCAGAAACAUUGGUCAUAAAGAAAAACUGACUGAAAUAACCCAUGCGAUUCCUCGCUCUAUCAGCAAACUUCCAAAACAAGAGGAUUCCAAGAGAAAAUAUGAAGAUUUAUCGAAGGAAGAGGAACGUUUGGAAGUAGAACCACCUCUGGAGAAUACUGGAAGACCAAGAGAGAAGAAAGAUCAAGAGAAGAGACCCGCUUUGGUGAAAGAACGGGAACUGCCACCACCAAGGACUGAAGUAACUCCUCCCGAGAAGGAGGGCAAGCGGGAAGACGACGCAGCCCAAGGGAAGUUCACAGGCAGCCUCCAGAUAAAUGACACGGAUGAGACGCCUGAUAAAACUGCUGCGGCCAGUAUCAAAGUGCCCUCGCGACCGAGAAAGCACUACUCCUUCACGGAAGCCACCGAGAACCUGCAUCUCGGGCUCCCGGCCUUGGGCGGGCCGGCGGGCACAGGCGGGACGCGAGGCAGUCUCAGCGUAGGCAAGCCGCACGGGAGCGCAGGCCUCGGGCCAGAGCACGCGGUGAGCGGGUACGAGCCCUCCUUUGGCAAGUCUUCCCGAACAAAGGCCAAAGACACGUUCAGAGAUAAGAAAAGCAGUCUAAUGGAGGAACUCUUUGGGUCGGGCUACGUCUUCAAACACGACCAGGCCUGCACGGCUGCCCCUCCACAGCUCGAGGAGACGCCGGAAAGUAAGAUGCCCCAUCUACCCCCCGGCCAGGCCUCCGCCAGCAACGCUUUCAGAGAUUCUAAAGUAACUGUGGUAAAUUCUAUUAAGUCAUCUUCACCUACGGAAGGAAAAAGAAAGAUCAUUAUUUAAAUAGUCAGCAUCCUACUACAUUCUGAUUGGGUAUUCUCGUUCUUGCGGGCCUUUAAAUCUGAUCACGCUAGGGGGUGUGUGUGUGUGUUUCAGUAUUUCAAUGGACUUUGGAUAAUUAAGGUUUUAUUAUAAUCUAAUUCCAAAAAUCCGUUGCGUUUUAGCUAAUGAUGACAUUUCAAAUACAAAAUUCUAUCUUUUUUUUUUUUUCCUACAAUGAAAACAUGUCCAUGAUCUUUGGGAAGACUCCUUUUUUCCAUGGCUUUAAUAUCCUGUGGGACCCCACGCACGGUUCGUAAUUCCAAGUCAGUCAGCCAAGAUGGACACAUCUCAUAUACGGAGGAAUGUUUACAGCAAUCAAAUUGUGUUUUAACCAAAAAACACGGAAGCAGCUUUGAAAGGGAACAAUAUGAUCAGAAGACUAUUAAAAAAAAAAAAAACCCACAGUGUGGUUUUAUCAAAAUUAUUUUUGAGUGUUCGAUUCAGCUAAACCACCUUUGUGAUGACACUCUCCUCGUGUACACCUGAGAUCCACUUUUUAUCUCUAUUUGUUACAUACCUGUCCCGUGUCUUUUUCUGUUAAUCUUGCUGUAAAAGAGUAUAUGGAAUAGUGUCCCCUCAAGCAAGCCGCUCCAUCCUGAGAGCUUCAUUACAUAUUACGACGAGACGGGCUGUAGGCCCCACGUUAAUCGGUUUACUUACCUUCAUCUACUUUUAAGGGCAACUUAUUGAUAAUAUGGACCACAUUAUUUCCAAAGAGCUUUAUGGACUGGUGUGCAAUAUUAUCACUUUAAAAAACUAAGAGUGAAAUAAAACUUACUAAAGACAGUGAAAGCCAUGGUAGGAAAACAGUUGUAUUCAAAACCA
This is a messenger RNA of Nyctereutes procyonoides (raccoon dog), 3287 nucleotides long. It is a transcript of the gene LCA5L, whose product is annotated as lebercilin LCA5 like. Lineage: Eukaryota; Metazoa; Chordata; Mammalia; Carnivora; Canidae. The record is from RefSeq and is a predicted model, not a curated record. The transcript is spliced from 8 exons. Gene Ontology annotation, cellular component: axoneme. Gene Ontology annotation, biological process: intraciliary transport. Bases 423 to 2423 code for a protein of 666 amino acids.